GCAACACCACCACCCCCCUCCCAACAAUCUACCACAUCCACGGCGGCGGCCUCACAACCGGCAACCGAUUCACAAACCUACUAACCUUCCCCCCUCCCCUUCCACACGAACCCCACCCACAAUCCUCGCCUCAAUCGAAUACCGCCUCGCACCCAUCCACCCGGACCCAAUUCCCCUAGAAGACACCUACGCCGGCUUUCUCUGGCUCUACACGCACGCCCCCACCCUCGGCAUCGACCGGGACAAAAUAACCGUCACGGGGGGUCUCCGCAGACGGAUGUCUCGCAGCAGGACUAGCUCUUCUUCUCCGGGACAUCAACCCAGGGCCACCACGGAUCUACGGCCUCAUGCUAUUCAGUCCGAUGCUGGAUGAUCGGAAUGACUGCGUCAGCGAGGGAGUUCGAGGGUGUGGGCGUGUGGGAUCGGAAUGAUAAUGAGAGGGCGUGGAGGGUGUUACUUGGGGAGGAGAGGAGUGGGAGUCAUGAGAAGGGGGUGGUGAGUGAGUAUUCGGCGCCUGGGAGGGCGGAGUGGCUUGGGGGUGAGGGGAUGCCUAAGGGGGUGUAUUUGGAUGUGGGGAGUACGGAUACGUUGAGGGAUGAGGGGGUGGAGUUUGCGAGGAGGUUGUUGAGGGACGGGGUGCAAUGUGAGGUGCAUGUUUGGCCUGGGGCGUUUCAUGGGUUUGAUUUGUUGUGUCCUGGGGCGGAGAUUUCGGGGGUGGCGGGGGUUGUUAGGGGGGAGUGGUUGAGGAGAUGGUGGUUU
Molecule: messenger RNA, 759 nt
Organism: Aspergillus vadensis CBS 113365
Lineage: Eukaryota; Fungi; Ascomycota; Eurotiomycetes; Eurotiales; Aspergillaceae
Product: alpha/beta hydrolase
Exons: 1
Molecular function (GO): hydrolase activity
Source: RefSeq, a predicted model, not a curated record